GCGAGGAGAUCUAGCGGCAGAGCCCGCAUUUCCAAAAGUCUCUAUGCAACUGAGCGCUCUCGUCAGACUUUCCCAGUGGCUUGUCAAGAACUGUCUGUAGAUUCACUCUCUCAGCUGUAGUCACUGUUUGGGAUCAUGGCAGCGGGCGUAGCAGCUUGGUUACCCUUUGCCAGGGCAGCAGCCAUAGGAUGGAUGCCAGUGGCCACAGGUCCCAUGCCAGCUGCUCCACGGCAGGAGAGGAAGCGAAGCCAAGACUCUCUGAUUGUGCUGAAUGUGAGUGGCAUCCAGUUCCAGACAUGGCUGGACACUUUGGAGCGCUACCCUGACACCCUGCUCGGCAGUUCGGAGCGGGACUUCUUUUACCACCCUGAGACACAGCAGUACUUUUUCGAUCGGGACCCUGACAUUUUCCGCCACAUUCUCAACUUCUACCGUACUGGGAAGCUCCAUUACCCUCGCCAGGAGUGCAUCUCUGCUUACGAUGAGGAACUGGCCUUUUUUGGCAUCAUCCCGGAGAUCAUUGGUGACUGCUGUUAUGAGGAGUACAAGGAUCGCCGUCGUGAGAAUGCUGAGCGCCUGCAGGAUGAUGCUGACCAGGAUCACGCAGCUGAGAGCUCCCUGCCCUCGAUGACAGCUAGGCAGAGGAUGUGGCGGGCCUUUGAAAACCCACACACCAGUACGCUGGCUCUAGUCUUCUACUAUGUCACUGGUUUCUUUAUUGCUGUCUCUGUUAUUGCCAAUGUGGUGGAGACAGUGCCCUGUGGGGUGAGCCCGGGUCGCAUCAAGGAGCUGCCCUGUGGAGAGCGCUAUGCUGUGGCUUUCUUCUGUCUGGAUACUGCUUGUGUCAUGAUCUUCACAGUUGAAUAUCUCCUACGCCUGCUGGCAGCUCCAAGUCGCUACAAAUUUGUGCGCAGUGUCAUGAGUAUCAUUGAUGUGGUAGCCAUCAUGCCAUAUUACAUUGGCCUGGUGAUGACAGAUAAUGAGGAUGUCAGUGGGGCUUUUGUGACACUAAGAGUCUUUCGCGUCUUCAGGAUCUUUAAGUUUUCCCGCCACUCGCAGGGGCUGCGCAUCCUGGGCUACACCCUCAAAAGCUGCGCCUCGGAAUUAGGCUUCCUUCUCUUCUCACUUACCAUGGCCAUCAUCAUCUUUGCCACAGUCAUGUACUAUGCAGAGAAAGGUUCAUCAGCCAGCAAGUUCACCAGCAUCCCCGCAGCCUUCUGGUACACCAUUGUCACCAUGACAACACUGGGAUAUGGUGACAUGGUGCCGAAGACAAUAGCUGGCAAGAUUUUUGGUUCAAUAUGCUCCUUGAGUGGAGUGUUAGUGAUUGCUCUGCCAGUUCCUGUGAUUGUCUCCAACUUCAGCCGUAUCUACCACCAGAACCAACGAGCAGACAAGCGCAGGGCACAAAAGAAAGCAAGACUUGCUCGAAUUCGUGCAGCAAAGAGUGGGAGUGCUAAUGCCUACAUGCAGAGCAAACGGAAUGGCUUACUGAGUAACCAGCUGCAGCAGUCCUCCAGUGAAGAAGAACAGGGCUUUGUUAGCAAAUCUGGCUCUUCCUUUGAAACGCAGCACCACCACCUGCUUCACUGCCUGGAAAAAACUACGAAUCACGAGUUUGUGGAUGAACAGCUCUACGAAGAGAGCUGCAUGGAAGUUUCUACAGUCAAUAGACCCCCAAGCCACAGCCCCUCGCUGUCGUCCCAACAAGGCGUCACUGGCACUUGCUGCUCACGAAGACAUAAAAAGACGUACCGCAUCCCCAACACUGCCCUCACGGGCAGCCGCCACGGCAGCGUACAGGAGCUCAGCACCAUCCAGAUCAGAUGUGUAGAGAGGACACCUCUGUCUAACAGCCGAUCCAGCUUAAAUGCCAAAGUGGAAGAGUGCGUUAAACUAAACUGUGAGCAGCCUUACGUCACUACAGCAAUAAUUAGCAUCCCAACACCUCCCGUCACCACACCUGAAGGAGAUGAUAGGCCAGAGUCUCCCGAGUAUUCGGGAGGAAACAUUGUCAGAGUAUCCGCUUUAUAAAAUAAGGAAUUAUUUAUAAAUUAGAAUAAAGACCACUUAUAAGCUGAGCUCGAGCGGAGAGAAAUGAGUCCUGAGGAAUGAGAGAGCUGACAAAGACAAUACCCCCUGAUGUGUGCGCCAGCAGCAACGGAGUGAGACGUUCAGGAGAACCACAACAAUUUGUGGCUGUCGGUGUCGCAGCGUGGGAACCAGUGGAGUUCCUGCAUACUGUUGGAACUGACACAUAGUGGAAGCUUCUGUGACCAUCCUGACUUACUAUAGAGCACAAUGAAAUGUCCCCAUUGAUGCUUCUUCUUAUCAUGAGAGCUCUUUUUAGAAAAAAAAAAAAGGAAAAAAAAAGAAAAAAUAUACAUAAAACAAAAAAAUAGA
Molecule: messenger RNA, 2403 nt
Organism: Centrocercus urophasianus (Greater sage-grouse)
Lineage: Eukaryota; Metazoa; Chordata; Aves; Galliformes; Phasianidae
Gene: KCND2
Product: potassium voltage-gated channel subfamily D member 2
Exons: 7
Coding region: 136-2034 (632 amino acids)
Biological process (GO): potassium ion transmembrane transport; protein homooligomerization
Cellular component (GO): voltage-gated potassium channel complex; membrane
Molecular function (GO): protein binding; voltage-gated monoatomic ion channel activity involved in regulation of postsynaptic membrane potential; A-type (transient outward) potassium channel activity
Source: RefSeq, a predicted model, not a curated record